Messenger RNA from Schizophyllum commune H4-8, 920 nucleotides. RefSeq lists its product as uncharacterized. The transcript has a single exon. Bases 242 to 838 code for a protein of 198 amino acids. The record is from RefSeq and is a predicted model, not a curated record. NCBI's taxonomy places the organism in Eukaryota, Fungi, Basidiomycota, Agaricomycetes, Agaricales, Schizophyllaceae.
AGAGGCUCGCUGUAAGCGAGGCGCUUUUCGGAGUCGAGGAGUUCGAACAUGCACGUACUCUUCUUCCGACGACACAAAUCACACGCCCGCAGCGUUUGGUGGCGCUUUUUGCGGCGAGCAGGCGCGGAAGAUCCCUCGGAGGGCUGCUCAGGAGGAAAGCUGUCGCGCACGCUCAUCGUGGAGUGAAUGGGAGGAGGUCAUCCCCACUCGUUCACUGUCGAUCCUUUAACAAAGGGCUGUGAUGCUCGUCAGAUUGGAAAUGGCCGGACGAAUGGAAUCUGAUCGUCCAGGUCGCGGAAAUGCCGACACAUCGACCGGCGCGUGGUUGCCCUCAGUGUCCCAGGGGGGUCCUUCCCUGGUGUUUCCCAGGGUCGCAUGUUCAGUCGUGAUCACCGUUUGUGAUCAACGGGGAGGGAGAUGCAACGGCGGGGCCCCCCGCCCUCCCCGGUCGUCUGAGGCGCGCGACGUGCCGCACUGCGACGGCGUGCCCGUGCCGUCGGGGGAGAUAACGCAUAGCCCCGCCAUUUGUAGGCCUCCCGCGUGCCCCGCCCGCCCAGCCUCCCCCGCCCCUCACGUUCGAAAAGUCCUGCCACAAAGGGGAAUAAACCCUGAUAGCUUCCGCUUCCGCGUGCGCGCCACGCGAAAAUCCCUCUCACUGAGCUGUGGCUGCUCCUCGGCGUCGACUGGGUCCUGCGGCGCACACACACGCUUCGAAACUGGUCCCCCAACUCGAGGCUCGGGGAUCGCGAAGGCGUGCGUCACUGUGGCUCUACCCGAGCUCGACGCUGACUUGCUACGCGCCAGCGGCCCGCCCAGGCGCGGGCACAUGGCUUCCUGAUCAAGAAUCAGCGGACCCUUCUGUGUGAGACCCCACCAAAGCUCCCGUGAGACAUGCGGCCCGCUUUCCAAGUCCGCUCUGU